CCCUGGGCUGAUCACCAUGACAACACUACGCCUCUUAUAUAACAGCCCGCACCGCAGACAUUCACCAUACAGGCGUUCUCACUCCAUCAUUCGAGCUCGACGACCGACAUCAGCUUCGAGACGGCGACGGGCGAGCUUGUACUAAGUCCGCCAGCCAUGGCCGAGCUACCUCCGGGGUACCGCUUCUACCCUACGGAGGAGGAGCUGGUGCGCUUCUACCUCCGGCACAAGCUCGACGGCAGCCGCCGCGAUGACAUCGAGCGUGUCAUCCCCGUCGCCGACGUCUGCUCCGUCGACCCCUGGCAGCUCCCAGAGGCGCACCCAGCCGCGUUCGGCGGGGAUGGGGAGCCGUGGUUCUACUUCUGCGCGCGGCAGGACCGGGAGGCGCGUGGAGGGCGGCCUAGCCGCACGACGCCGUCGGGGUACUGGAAGGCAGCGGGCACGCCGGGCCUGGUCUACUCGGCCGACGGCCGCCCCGUUGGGACCAAGAAGACCAUGGUGUUCUACUGCGGCCGCGCGCCGGCGGGGGCCAAGACCGAUUGGAAGAUGAACGAGUACAGGGCUUUCGACGACGACGAUGCCGAUGUCGUCGCUCCGGCACCAAACCCUUUUCUCCAGGCCCGGAGCGAGUUCAGCUUGUGUCGGUUGUACACGAGAUUAGACAACUUGCGGCAGUUCGACCGGCGGCCGUGCACUGCCGCCCGAUGCAGCGCCUUUCAGGACCUGGCAUCGUCGUCCGCCGCGGCUGCUUUGGCGAAUGAGGACGACGAAGCCGGAAGGGGUCAGAAGAGGAAAAGGCAUGCAGCGACCGACGGCACAUCGUCAAGCGAUGACGCCGACCGCCCCAUGCAGCAUCAGCAUCAGCACCAGCAGCAUCAGGAGCAGGAAGACGCCGACGAGGAGCUCCUCGGCGACAUGGCCGACUGGGCAGAGUUCUUGGACUGGAUCUGAUACAUGCUUGGAUGCGAAGUUCUUAAUGAAGCACAAAAUUUCAUUCAUUAAAAUUCUUUCAGAAAAAUACUACUAAUACGCAAUUUUCUGCACUACUGAAGAUUUAGAUAAGCUAAUUAAUUCUUGUAUUCUUUUGAAACCACUGGAGUAUUUUGCUUUCAUUGGAACAGCAAUGACAUUGAUCAUGUACCUCUUCCCCUGUGGAACAAUGCAAAUCGCUAUCAUCAUCAAAGAAAAACUUGC
Molecule: messenger RNA, 1194 nt
Organism: Lolium perenne
Lineage: Eukaryota; Viridiplantae; Streptophyta; Magnoliopsida; Poales; Poaceae
Product: NAC domain-containing protein 90
Biological process (GO): regulation of DNA-templated transcription
Molecular function (GO): DNA binding
Source: RefSeq, a predicted model, not a curated record